AUGGCUUUGCCUCUCACUCUGCUCACUCUACUUUUUCUGUCAUGUUUUGGCUCCGUUAGCGCUAUUCUCAAUAAAUGGGAGGCUACCAGUUUUUGCAAAUGCAUCUGCUUCCAGUCAAACUAUUCGAUUCUCCAUCUGAAUUUCCCGGACAAUCCGUCGCAGCCCUGUCUAUCGUGUACGAAACAGUGGUGUCUGAACCAGAAUCUGCCUAUCUGUGCUGGUGCUUCCCUGGGAGACACUGAUCCGGACACGGCGACAGGAAAAGAAGGUGACGUUGAAGCGAGAUGUUUUCAGCGUGAUUCACCACGAGACCAGCUGGUGGUGACACUGUUCCUGUUGACGGUCUUUGGACUUUUGCUUGGUGCAGGGAUAAAGAGCCGUAUGAUUAAGGCUGGCAUCAAUACUAGUGUCCCGUGGAAUGCAAGCCGGAGGUGGUGGGAGGACUGGACUCCUCGACGGCAGUUCCAAGAGCUGGGACUUUCUCGCUUGGGACGGUCACGAUAUCAGGGCGAGGAAUACAUUCGAGUGAAUGAGGGCGAUAAUUAG
Molecule: messenger RNA, 546 nt
Organism: Guyanagaster necrorhizus
Lineage: Eukaryota; Fungi; Basidiomycota; Agaricomycetes; Agaricales; Physalacriaceae
Exons: 5
Coding region: 1-546 (181 amino acids)
Source: RefSeq, a predicted model, not a curated record